AUGACCAUCACGGCGCAGCCCUACGCAAUCAUCGCCCCGAGCCCCACCUCUUGCGAGAGCGACCAGAAGGGGUGCUCCCACCAGCAUGACGGCACGCCCCCUGUUGCUCGGCGGUGCCGCUGUGAUCGUGCGCGAUCCCGCCGCGUUGUUACCGCACUCCUGCUAGCCGUCUUUUCGUUCGCGCUCUUCCUGCUGGCCUCGUUCCUCUGGAAUGCGGUCUUCAAUGAGGGGUCAUGGCUGGGCUCGCUCGGCCUGACUGAGGAUGGCUCAUGGAGUGCGUGGUCCGCUAUGACCGGCUUCGUGAAGAGACAGGCGACCGACAGCGGUAGCGGACAGAACACGUUCAUAAACCGCAAAUAUUACCUCAUCGUCGUGUUCGUCGGACUCUUCCUCGUCGUCUUGGCCGCAAUCUGUCUCAGCGCGUGGUGCUGCCGUGGCUCCUUCGAGAAUCCGCUCUGCUGCCCGUGCUACCUGUGCGCUUGCUGCGGCGGCCUUGCGUGUCUGGAGUGUAUCGGAUGUGGGCUUUGCGCAGAAGGCUUGGACAACGCCUGA
Trametes versicolor FP-101664 SS1 is the source of this 552-nucleotide messenger RNA. RefSeq lists its product as uncharacterized. The record is from RefSeq and is a predicted model, not a curated record. The coding region runs from base 1 to 552 and encodes 183 amino acids. The transcript has 4 exons. NCBI's taxonomy places the organism in Eukaryota, Fungi, Basidiomycota, Agaricomycetes, Polyporales, Polyporaceae.